This is a messenger RNA of Juglans microcarpa x Juglans regia, 542 nucleotides long. RefSeq names its product photosystem II 5 kDa protein, chloroplastic. The transcript has a single exon. Bases 88 to 420 code for a protein of 110 amino acids. The record is from RefSeq and is a predicted model, not a curated record. NCBI's taxonomy places the organism in Eukaryota, Viridiplantae, Streptophyta, Magnoliopsida, Fagales, Juglandaceae.
UUUAACAAGCAAAAUCAUCUAUACUCUAUACUAUUAAGUCAGUCACACGUUUCUCACCAACAAGAAGAGAGUAAUCAGACUGCAGAGAUGGCAUCCGUGACCAUGACUGCCUCAUUCCUAGCAGCCUCAACUGCGACCAAGCAUCCUUCCGCUUCUGUUCGCCGGAGCCUCAUUGUUGCCAAGGCUGUAAGAGCCACAGAAGCAGAGAAAACCAACUUGGAAUUCAAGCAGCACAGCGAGGAAGAGAGCAGCAGUGGGAGAAGGGACCUGGUCUUUGCAGCAGCAGCAGCCGCUGCAGCAUUCUCUGUUGCAAAGAUUGCCAUUGCUGAAGUCGAGCCAAAGAGAGGGACCCCAGAAGCCAAGAAGAAGUAUGGACCCGUCUGUGUCACGAUGCCUACUGCACGUAUCUGUCGCAAUUGAGGGAGGGGAUUUGAUUUUCUUGAGUUUAUUGUUUGUGGUUGGUCCGAGGGAAAUGUAAAAGAUGUAACUCUAUGCAUAUCUGUAUGAUCCUUUUCAAUGGAAGAAACUCAUGUUCAUUUUAA